AUGGAAUCUAAUAAUCAUAUAGAACAAAUAAAGAAACAAUUACGUCAAAUUAAUGAUUAUAUUGUAUUUCAUACUCAACUUGAAUCUUGCAUUACAUUUAUUCAAUCGAUUGAUAAUGAAAAAAUCUUCUUCGUUUCUUCAAUCUCUGAUAUAUUACAAAUAUCAUCACAUCUUGAAAUUUUAUCUGAAAUUGACAGUAUCUUUAUCUUCAAUUGGGAACGAGUUGAUCAUGAAUAUUUAGUUUUUACAAAUUCAAAAUUGAUUGGUAUUUAUAAUGAUUUUGAUCUAUUAUGUUUAUCAAUCGAAGAACAAGUUCAUUUUCUUCAUCGACAUUUACAAACAUUCAACUUCUUGGAUCAAGAUGAAUAUUUGAUAAAAGAUCUAUCAAAACAAACUAUUGAUCUUCUUUGGUUUCAACUUUAUCAUGAUGUUCUCUUUCAGUUAACAUACAAUGAAGAAGCUAAACAAGAAAUGAUCGAUGUAUGUCGCUCCUAUUAUCGUGAUAAUAUCAAAGAAUUGAAAAUGAUUGAAGAAUUUAAAAAUGAAUAUCGAUCAGAAGACGCUCUUCAAUGGUAUCUGAAAAAAUCAUUUCUCUAUAAAAUCAUCAAUAAAGCAUUGAGAAUCAAAGACUUCGAUCAACUUUACAUAUUUCGAUAUUUUAUGAAAGAUUUGACAGAAAAUUUCAUUCGAGAACAUCAAAAAUUACUUCAAUCUGGUAAAGAAAUAUUAUUUACUUAUCGUGAAAUGAAAAUCACAAAGGAUCAAAUCGAAAAAUUCAAAGAGAACGAAGGUAAAUUAAUUUCAAUCGAUGGGUUUUUUUCAACAAAUAUUUUUUGUUCAACUGCAUUGACACAAGAAUUAAAACUUUCGAAACAAAAUGAACUCAUUUCUGUUAUCU
Rotaria sordida is the source of this 898-nucleotide messenger RNA. Lineage: Eukaryota; Metazoa; Rotifera; Eurotatoria; Philodinida; Philodinidae. The record is from the annotation of a GenBank genome assembly.